CAUACCUUUUUUUUAGACAAUUUUUUUUUCCUCUUUCCCAACAACAGACACUUCCCCUCAUGCUAACACCUUCUCUCCAGAAAACAAAUACAACAUAAUUUUUGAGCCCUCAAAUCACACCACCUUGACCUAUAUCUAUCAACUCACAUCCCUUCCUUUCCCUCCACCCCUUUUGUUCCUGUUCUCCCUUCCAUUCCACCAUGGGCAACUGUUGCUCAGGUGGCACCAAUGAAUCUGAUAACAAGGGAGAAACCAACCAACAAAACGACAACGAAGGGGGAACUGCAAAUGCCCCACCACAAUCUAAGCCUAACCAUCCUCCAACAAAGCCUUCCAAGCCGGCCCCUAUCGGACCUGUGCUUGGAAGGCCGAUGGAGGAUGUUAGAAGUACAUACAGCAUGGGGAAAGAGCUAGGGAGAGGCCAGUUUGGUGUGACACAUUUGUGCACACACAAGAGCACAGGGAAGCAAUAUGCCUGCAAAACCAUUGCCAAGAGAAAGCUGGUUAACAAGGAGGACAUUGAGGAUGUCAAGAGGGAGGUCCAGAUCAUGCACCAUCUCUCAGGGCAACCCAACGUUGUGGAGCUUGUCAGUGUUUUUGAGGACAAGCAAUCCGUUCAUUUGGUUAUGGAGUUGUGUGCUGGGGGUGAGCUCUUUGAUCGCAUCAUUGCCAAGGGACAUUACACUGAACGUGCUGCAGCUUCCCUCUUGAGAACCAUAGUGCAGAUUGUCCACACCUGUCAUUCCAUGGGAGUCAUUCACAGAGAUCUUAAGCCUGAAAAUUUCCUCCUCUCCAGCAAGGAUGAAAAUGCACCUCUCAAGGCCACCGAUUUCGGUCUCUCAGUUUUCUACAAACAAGGAGAGGUGUUUAAGGACAUUGUUGGAAGCGCAUAUUACAUUGCACCUGAGGUCUUGAAGAGGAAAUAUGGUCCAGAAGUUGACAUUUGGAGUAUUGGUGUCAUGCUAUACAUUCUUCUAUCUGGUGUUCCACCAUUUUGGGCAGAAUCCGAAAAUGGAAUAUUCAAGGCAAUUCUACGAGGUCAUAUUGACUUUACAAGCGACCCAUGGCCAUCCAUUUCGCCUGCAGCAAAAGAUCUCGUAAGGAAAAUGUUGAAUUCGGACCCCAGACAGAGGCUGACAGCAUACGAAGUUCUGAAUCACCCAUGGAUCAAGGAGGAUGGAGAAGCACCAGAUAAACCUCUUGACAACGCAGUACUGAAUAGGCUCAAGCAGUUCAGAGCAAUGAACGAAUUCAAGAAAGUUGCUCUAAGGGUCAUCGCGGGCUGCUUAUCAGAGGAAGAAAUCAUGGGAUUGAAGCAGAUGUUCAGGGGAAUGGACACUGACAACAGCGGCACCAUUACAAUUGAAGAGCUCAAACAAGGGCUUGCAAAACAAGGGACCAAGCUAACAGAACAAGAAGUCAAGCAAUUAAUGGAAGCUGCAGAUGCUGAUGGCAAUGGAACCAUUGAUUACGAUGAAUUCAUCACAGCAACAAUGCACAUGAACCGCAUGAACAAAGAAGAUCACCUUUAUACUGCCUUCCAAUACUUUGACAAAGAUAACAGCGGGUACAUUACCAUUGAAGAACUAGAACAGGCUCUCAUCGAGUUUAACAUGCACGAUGGUAGGGACAUCAAGGAUAUCAUUUCAGAAGUUGAUGCAGAUAAUGAUGGCCGGAUUAACUACGAUGAAUUUGCUGCAAUGAUGAACAAAGGAAACCUAGAAGUUAAUACCAAGAAGAGGCGUGAUUCAAGCUUAUUUUAGUUGGGGAUUAUACAAAUAUUUAGAAGGCAUCAUGGCCUCUUUAGGCCUGUGUCGUUGGUUGGUGCAGAUGCUGAUAAGCGAGUGAAAUAUCAAGGAGCGUUGUGGUGCAUGAUCACUAUUUGGUUGGGACUGAGGAUUUAACGUGGGGAAUGGGUCAAGGUGGUAAACAAACAAAUUAGAGGGGGAAAGAACUUGAAUCAACCAUUGAGAAAUGUAAACACACAUAUAUAUGAGGGGUUGCUUCUCUUGUAUUGCUUCUCACUUAGGAAUCAAAUCAAAAAGGAUUUUAAAUUAUGUAUAGGUUCCUUUUCAACACUAGGUUCAAAUGCAUUCAUUGUUAAGAUUCUACAUUUUAAUACCCUUUCAAUCAAACAGAAAGAAUCAGUGUAAGGUUUCCACUCUUGAAAUUUAUGCUGAAUUCAGCUAUCUUUUCAGAUUCAGUUUUAAUACCAAAGAAAUUAACACUACUCUAUCAUACAUUGUAGAGUUCAUACAAAAUGGCUCUUACAGAAACGCACGAUUACAUUAUCAAUGAGUUUGAAUUAAAAUAGAGCAAUUCAAGGCCACAUUAAUUUUAGUAAUUUUCAAGUCCAUAGUCCUUAUGCAACGCUUGUGAUUUCAAAGACAAGACUCUUUUAAGAAUAAAUCAGAGAUAAAUAUAAUACAAGAGAAAACAAGGUAAUAAGAAUCACCAUAUUAAAUCCAUGGUUUGCAAAUUUUCAUUGGUUAACUGGUCCAUUCAAAACCCAUCUGUUUCCGAUAAUUGCUACAAAACUAGGUAAUAUAACAGCACAAAAAAGGAAAAGAGUCUCCCCAAGGAACAAAAAUGGCUCCAACCAAAAUUAGCAAUCAGAUUGAAGAGGUUUUCAUGAAGGUAUAUGAAGUUGCACUCGUAAGAAAAAUCUUCUAUGACAAACCCUAUUCCUUCACAAUAAAGGGGCACAAUCUGAUCAACAAAUUAGAACAAAAUGCACCAAAUCAUAAACAAAUUAAGAUGAAAUCUAAAAUGCAGGACCGUGAACAAUGGUUCAAACAUUUUUGGCAAACAUGUAAUGUGCAGAAUCAAGGAUUGAGCAAACAGGUACAUGAUAGCUCCUCAGAAGCGAACUUCAAACCAAAUGAAUUCAGAUUGAGCAAAACAGAAGGAAACCCUCACGGAACCUUGUAUAGUUGACUUGCAAAAACAAAUUUCAUUUAAUUCAAUACACAGACGGCAAGCACAACAUAGAAAAAAAAAAACCUAAAUUUACCAAAGAGAAAAGAGAAGGCCUUCAAAAAGCAACAAUCUUCGAGUUUCCCCAGUUCAAACUUUCAAAAGUUUCCUUGCUAACUCUUACGCUGACAGAACGAAUAAAGCAUUACCUAACCUUUUCCACUCCUGAAACUAACGCUGAACUCAGCCGCACAUCGAGAAGUGUAAACCAAAGUAAAUUAACGCCAAUUCAACUCAAUACAGAACGCCGCAACGAGAAAUUCACUCAACGUACGAAUCGCGUUUGAAAGAACAUCAACGCUAUUAAAUUUAACCAUUUAUACUAUUCAAUAGCAACUUAAGCAUCCAAUAUUACUCGAACAACGACACAAUUACACUGUAGAUGCACAUACAGAGCGCGUUUGUCGAAAACCCUAACUAACAAACAGAAGCAUUUCUGAUGAAUUUAUAUUUCAUUUCAUUCAUUCUAACAGUAACACUCGUUUCAUCGUAAACAUUAAUAGUCACUUAUACUUACUCCAAUAACAAUACAUUAAA
Molecule: messenger RNA, 3513 nt
Organism: Vigna unguiculata (cowpea)
Lineage: Eukaryota; Viridiplantae; Streptophyta; Magnoliopsida; Fabales; Fabaceae
Product: calcium-dependent protein kinase 34
Biological process (GO): protein phosphorylation
Molecular function (GO): ATP binding; protein kinase activity; calcium ion binding
Source: RefSeq, a predicted model, not a curated record